AUAAUUUAAUCGGAGAGAAAUAUAAAAGAGAGAAGAAAGUCUUUUCCUUUGCUUUUGUUAUUUUGGUAGGGAGAGAGAGAAUGAAGCUCUAGGCUUUAAAGAGAGAAAGUCUCUCAAAGUUUUUAGCUUCUUUCCACACAAACAUACAGUCUCGGCCGGUUGCUUUGAUCACCGAAAGGGGUUUUAUUUCCCCACUGAUGUUUCCAAGUCGAGAUUGUGGUACAUAUAAAAAAAACAGAUCAAAUGCCAUCAUUAAAAAUGAAGACCAACCUAAACAUGAGCUCUCUAAGAGAAAAAAAAUGUCUCAGUGUGUGUCAAAAGUCUAAAAUAUUAUCCAAAAAAUCAUGCUCCCAAGUCUCAGUUUCUCGACAAGCAGCAGAAUCUGACAAGUGUGUUCAGAAAUGUCAGGAUGGCUAUGUUGCUUCGAGUAUGGAAAUAUACACCCAGGGGGAGGACAUUAAAACUGAUGAAGCCGUUGACCAGCAAGACUUACCACGUGAUGGAAAUUCUCAGUUUCUGAAGCAGCCACCAACCUCUGUAGAUUCUGGCACAACUGGGGAUAUGGAAUCUAUAUAUAACUUUGCAUCAAACUUGGAGACAAUUUUUUCUCCUGUUCUGGAGCUCAUUGAAGUCCACAGUGUGGCAAAUAUUUAUGAUGAUGCAGGGAGUAACAGUGAUCUUAACGUGCCAGGUUUGGGUAUUGAUGACAGUGAUGAUAACAGAAGCUCAUGUGAUUAUCAAACUUGCAACAUAUCAGAUUUCUUUAUUUCUGACAUGAUUAUUGCUAGCUUACCAUUUGAUGGGAGCACUGUUGUCAAUGAUUUCACUGAUGCCAAUCCUUUUCCUGAUUACAAGUACGCUGAGCCAAGUAUGUUGUUUGAUGUGGCUGAAGAGUGCAUGAUACUACCUUUUCUUGAGGAUACUGCAAAAAUGAGCGACUCUGAUGAUAUGAAAUCAUGUGAAGAAGCCACGAUAGAUUCAGAUAAUAGUAGCUUAUAUCUAGCAAUUAAUCAGAUAAGAUCCUGUGACCGGGAAUCUGAUCUAAACAUUGACUCAGACCAAGCAGAAGACUUUGAUCCUCAGUUCUUUAUAAAAAAUUUACCUGAAUUAUCUGAUGUGGUUUCAAAUUUUCUGCCCUCUAUCCACCCUAAGGAGUCUUGCAGAAGAAAGUCCGUAACCCUAGUGCUUGAUUUGGAUGAAACACUUGUCCACUCAACAUUGGAACACUGUGAUGAUGCAGACUUCACCUUUACUGUGUUUUUCAAUAUGAAAGAGCACAUAGUGUACGUAAAACAGAGGCCUCACCUCCACACUUUCUUGGAGAGAGUUGCAGAGAUGUUUGAAGUUGUUAUCUUCACAGCUAGCCAGAGCAUCUAUGCUGCACAGCUUUUGGACAUACUGGACCCUGAUAGAAAGCUUAUAUCUCAGCGGCUUUAUCGUGAAUCAUGUAUUUUUUCAGAUGGAAGUUACACAAAAGAUUUGACAGUUUUAGGUGUUGAUCUUGCUAAAGUUGCCAUAAUUGAUAAUUCGCCACAGGUUUUCAGGCUGCAAGUAAAUAAUGGGAUUCCUAUUAAGAGUUGGUUUACUGAUCCAUCAGAUUGCGCACUAAUUUCAUUACUACCCUUCUUAGAGACCCUGGUUGAUGCUGAUGAUGUCCGGCCCAUAAUUGCAAAGAGAUUUGGGCUUUCUUACUCCUUUCGGUACAAAUUCUUCGAGAGAUGAUCAUAGCCAGAGAAAGUGUGGAUUUUAAAGUUGAGCACAACUAGGUGUGGUUCAUUAGAUUUGGAGGAAUUAAGGUUAUCUUUAGGUACUCAAUUCACUUGGCAUGCCUUAUGAACAUGUGGCUGUAGCUUAUUGGUUAGAAUCCCCCCCCCCCCAAUCCCGAGGAUUAUCAAUAGCCAAUGUGAAAAUUUAUGUGAGUUUUGGGUUUGAUAUCCUGAGACUAUGAGAGUAAGGGAUCUGGAGUUAGUGCUAUGCAUUUGAGUCUGAAAUAUGAUAUAUAAGGGUGGAUUAUGUAAAUAUCCAAAUCUGAUUAGGGUGACCAUGUAGGUCUUUUUGAAGGCCAUCAAGUGGAUUGUUAAAGGAACACGGGUUUGAAAUGCUCCUUCACCCAUGGUUUGGGAAGAAAAUGGUGACGAAGUGUCUGAUAUACAAAAAGACCUGCGUGCCUGUCAUAUUAACAUCUGCUGAAUGAUCUUUUCUCUUUCGUAAUUUCGCAUGCCUUAUCUGCAGGUCAUUUGAGGAAACAUACUAGAUUAUCUGCUAAUGGAAAGUAUAGGUACGUUGGGUUAUUUUGCUAUUUUUCCCUGUUACUUUGUAGAUACGGCACUUUGCUACAGAAUGGACUCUGCUGACAAUUCAUUGUUCUAUGAAUUUACUAAGCAAUGUUAAGAACGGAUUUUGUUGUGUAGUCUUGUUUGUAUCCUGAUAAGAACGGAUUGGAUGCCUGGUCAGUUUCUGUUCUUAAACCAAUGACUGAUCUCUAUGUAAACUAGCAUAGAACAUCCAAUUGGUAUAAUUGCCGCUAUACUAGUAGUUAUUUCUCUAAUA
This is a messenger RNA of Populus trichocarpa (black cottonwood), 2550 nucleotides long. RefSeq names its product phosphatase PSR1. Lineage: Eukaryota; Viridiplantae; Streptophyta; Magnoliopsida; Malpighiales; Salicaceae. Gene Ontology annotation, molecular function: phosphoprotein phosphatase activity. Bases 244 to 1722 code for a protein of 492 amino acids. The record is from RefSeq and is a predicted model, not a curated record. The transcript has 8 exons.